AUGAAGCCUCAAGAGAAGACCCUAUUAGAUGUUGCGAGUAAUGGCUCUCUGACGAAGUACAAGACGGUGACAGAAGCGUGGCAACUGAUCACCGAUCUAGUUGAGUCUACCCGCAAUGCAAGGCAAAGGACUAAUCAUCCCAAGGCUAUUGCAGAAGUUUCUUCCAGUAGUGAGACUGCUGCUCUCACCAAGACUCUGGGAGAGAUGACCAAUAUACUCAAGCAGCUCCAGCUGAAUCAACAACAACCUCCUCCUCCUCCACAGCAGCAAUGUCAACAAGAGGAGUCCCGAGGAGCCAGCUCAAGAGAAGACAUUCAUGUUGAAGACAUUGUUGAGGUAGAAGAUGUUGAAGAAGAGGAUGAGGUACAAAAUGUGGGUGAAGAAGAAGUUGCUCAACCAAGAAGUAGAGUACCUAAGGAAGAUGAUGUUGUGAGAAAAGCCAUUCCCAUUCCUUUUCCACACCUUGCUAGGAGGACUAAGAAGCAAGUGGAGCUAGAUCCCAAGAUGGUGGAGAUCUUCAAAAAGGUUGAGGUAACCAUUCUCCUUUUUUAUGCUAUUUGCCAAAUGCCUAAAUAUGCUAAGUUUCUAAAAGAUUUAUGCAUGAAUAAGGAUAAGAUACAUGAUUUAGAAACUAUUUCUUUGGGUAGCUCAAUUUCUGCUCUUAUGGGUGCUAUACCGAAGAAAUAUGGUGAUCCCGGUCCAUGCAUAGUUACUUGUACUAUAGGGGGUGUUCAAUUUGUUGACUGUAUGUGUGAUUUAGGUGCAUGUCUUAGUAUUAUGCCAUUAUCUGUAUAUGAUGCUCUGAGGCUCCCAUCCUUAAAAAGGUCGGUAGCACGUUUUGUUUUGGCAGAUAAGAGCAUAAUCUCGGUGGUUGGCAUUGCGGAAGACGUCCUGGUGAGCAUUAAGGGGCUGGCGUUUCUUAUUGACUUCUACAUCCUAGAGAUGCCCCCUAGUGACUCAGGAAGACCUUCAUUCAUCUUGCUUGGAAGGCCAUUUUUGAAGACUUCGCAGUUUAAACUAGAUGCCUUCUCAGGUACCUAUUCUUUUGAGAUAGAUGGAAUAGUAGUGAGCUUCAACCUUGAUGAAGCUAUGAAGCACCCACUGGAAGACCAAUCCAUCUUUUAG
Arachis stenosperma is the source of this 1125-nucleotide messenger RNA. RefSeq lists its product as uncharacterized. Bases 1 to 1125 code for a protein of 374 amino acids. NCBI's taxonomy places the organism in Eukaryota, Viridiplantae, Streptophyta, Magnoliopsida, Fabales, Fabaceae. The transcript has 2 exons. The record is from RefSeq and is a predicted model, not a curated record.